CUGCGACUAUCUUGUUCGUCGCCGACCUUCCCACCGGCGCCCCGCCCAGAGCCACCCAGCAUCACCCACAACAACCGCGCACACCCUGUACUCACCGAGGACGCCUCCAUGCCUCCGUGCAGACGGUCUCUCUCCAGCCACCACGAGCCGCCGAUUUCGUCGCUCUAUGUGGCGGAUUGCCUCAAAUUCUCUGUGAAUUGCGGCAGCGACAAUGACGGAGAAGAGGUUCGACGCCGACGAGAAUGGGGCGGCGCUGAGGAGUUGUGCAGGAGGACUUCGUCGAGACUGGUUUCCGACAACCUACUCGCCGGCUUCCUCGCCAGAGUCUCAUAUGCCGUGGCUACUUAUGCACGACGGCUGGUGACGGAUGCACGACGGCGGUCUGGUGAAGGUAGGCAGAGGAAGAUUGAGAUGGCGAAAUUGACAGAAUCAUGUCUGGUGCACGGCAGCGGCUUGGGAAUGUGUACGGAGGAGGCCUGA
This is a messenger RNA of Striga asiatica, 480 nucleotides long. NCBI's taxonomy places the organism in Eukaryota, Viridiplantae, Streptophyta, Magnoliopsida, Lamiales, Orobanchaceae. The record is from the annotation of a GenBank genome assembly.